Molecule: messenger RNA, 3684 nt
Organism: Adineta ricciae
Lineage: Eukaryota; Metazoa; Rotifera; Eurotatoria; Adinetida; Adinetidae
Source: the annotation of a GenBank genome assembly
AUGUCGAUAAUAAAUUGGGUGAUUUUAUCUUUGAUUAUUCCAUUAAUUGUUAAUGGAGAGUCGACUAUUUCCUACAAUCUGCCAAAAUUUUGUACGAAUGCAACUUGGGAUGAGAACGCUACAACUUUUGCAAAAGAACCUCUGCUCCACGAUGGGCGCAAUAGUAUUUUUAUUAGUGUUUACAAUAUAGUUUAUGCGACAGACUAUAAUGAACAUCGUAUUUUUUUGUGGUUUCAAAACAAAACGCAAAUAACUGAGAUUAAGCCUGUUCAAAAUAAUCCAUAUAGUUUGUUCGUGACUAUAAAUGGUGAUAUUUAUGUCGCAGGUAAUAACGAUGGCAAAGUCGACAAGUGGGUAUUAAAGCCGCAGAACAGUACUAAAGUUGCAAAAUUCAGUAAACCAUGUUAUGGUCUUUUUAUUGAUGUAACUGACAUGCUUUACUGUUCUGUUCAUGACCAUCAUAUAGUGGAAAAAGUAUCACUUAACCAUAACGAAAAUCAAUCAAGCAUUGUUGCAGGAACAAGUGGAUCUCCUGGAAAUACAUUGGAUAAGCUUCAUAGUCCACAUGGAAUCUUUGUUCAUACUAAUCUCAGUUUGUACGUGGCCGAUUAUGCGAAUAGUAGGAUCCAGCAUUUUUUACCAGGCCAAACGAGCGGCACAACGGUGACAGGAAAUAUUAGCCUAAAUAAGCCAACCGCAAUCAUUCUUGAUGGAGAUGACAAUCUAUUCAUCGCAGACCAUGAAAAUAAUCGCAUUGUCACAUUCGGACCUCAUGGUUUUCGGUGUUUAUUUGGAUGCUAUAUGUCGGAGGGUUCAACUGCCUAUCAAUUAAUUAAGCCAUACUCUCUUGCUUUUGAUAUAGAAGGAAAUAUCUAUGUUAACGAUAAAAAUAAUAAACGUAUUCAAAAAUUCGCCUUAAUAUCCAAUAUUUGCAAUGAAAGCGUACCGUCACAAAAUACUAUGACAACAACUAUUUUGUCAACAGAUCCACGAGAUACUUUGGAAGAGACAGAUAUUCGUUAUAAUCAACCGAUAUUUUGUGAUUUUCCGUCAUGGCAUCCCGACGCAAUAACUUUUGCAACAGUGUCCACAUUUGGCCAAUGGUCUUAUGGAAUUUUUAUAACUACGAAGAAUACGAUUUAUAUUGUUUCAGAAACCAGAAACAUGGUUACAAUAUUGUUAGAAAACAGCAGUAGGCCAAUAAGGAUCAUCAACAGCACUUUUAGCAACUCAACAAGUAUCUUUGUCGAUUCCAAUGGUAAUGUUUAUGUUAGUGAUCGUGGAGGUAGCGGCAUCGAUGUGCUGACAUUGAAUGGAACAGAUAAGAUCAUGUUAUCAAAUAUGACUGGCUAUUGUGAUGGCUUAUUCGUCGAUAUUGAGAAUAAUCUAUAUUGCUCUAUUGGGAAGCAGAAUAAGAUUGUGAAAAAAUCACUUAAUACUAGUUCAAGUGAAUGGGAAACUAUUAUAGGCGAAGGUGCUGCUAAUCAAUCGCUAUCAGAUGUGCUUCAUAAUCCAAAUGGAAUACAUGUUGAUAACAAGCACACCUUAUAUGUGGCAAAUCAUAACGAUCACAGUGUUGUCUCCUUGCAGAUGGAUACACUGAAAUUCAAAAGAGUGGCUGGUAAAGAAGCACCAGGAACGAUUCUACUCCACCAGCCAACUGCAGUGACACUUGAUGGCAAUGGUUACAUAUUCAUCGUUGAUCAAGGCAACAACCGAAUUGUCGGUUCAGGUCCUCAUGGUUUUCGAUGUGUAGUAGGAUGUUUUGGUAGUGCUGGUUCAACACCCUAUCAACUGAGUCGUCCUUGGACAAUGGGUUUUGAUAGUUAUGGGAAUAUCUUCGUCACCGAUGUGAACAAUAAUCGGGUUCAGAAAUUUAUUUUAGCGACAAACUCGUGCAGUAAGUAUAUCAGUUCGGCAAAUAACCAAAUACUUCUCUUCCUAUUAGGUCUUCCGUACAAUCGACCCAAACUCUGUCCAUAUGCAGCUUGGAAUCCCAAUGCAACUACGUUAAAGACGGAUAACAUAUAUACUCAGCGCCCCUUCAACGUUUUCGUCACUAGUAAUAACACUGUUUAUGCAUUAUAUCCGUGGGAUAAACGGAUUGCAAUAUGGCAAAACGAAUAUAACACUUCCAUAAACAUCAGUUUAACAAAUCUAGAGAAACCUUUCGGUCUUUUUAUUGCAAUCGGUGGUGAUCUGUUUGUUAGUUACACGCCUAAUUCAGAAAUUGUCAAAUGGGCACUGAAUACCGUUACUACUAUUUCCAAGAUGAAUACCAGCGGAUAUUGCGUGGGACUUUUUAUUGAUAUCAACAACAAUAUCUACUGUUCUCUUCAAGGUCAGCAUCAAGUUUGGAGAAGAGCAUUAAAUAGCAGUAAUGAGAAUUGGACAAUAGUUGCAGGCGGUAGCUUACCUGGACCAGAGUCUCAUAUGCUUAGUGCACCUGGAGGAAUAUUUGUUGACGCCAAACUCAACUUGUAUGUAGCAGAUUCUGGAAACCACCGGAUUCAAUGCUUCCCACCUGGAGAGAAAAACGGAACAUCGAUAGUAAUGAAGAGAGAAUCUGAAAACAUCACACUGUGGAAACCGAUGGGUGUCGUACUUGAUGCUGAUAGCGAUUUGUAUGUCGUAGAUUAUGGUGGUCAUCGUAUUAUUAGAUCGGGUCCAAAUGGAUCUCGAUGUUUAGUUGGCUGUUCAGGUACAUCAGGCUUAGACUCUCAUAAAUUAUAUCAGCCAACAAUGAUGAACUUUGACAGUUACGGUAAUAUGUUUGUCGUCGACUCUUAUAAUCAAAGUGUUCAGAAGUUCUAUUUGGCCACUAACUCUUGCGAUCCGUCGGCAUUAAUAGUUGAAACUUCGACCAACAUUAUGACAACGACAUUUACAUCCACCUCGUCAGUACAACUACUUGAUUCAACGACACAUCUGAUCACAGCAAUGCAAGAAACUACAGUCGGACAGUCACUAAUAACUUUUAUUCCUAAACAAUGCAAUGACACUUCGUAUAUCGGUAUCGCCUGUAAUAGUUCGAGUAGCAUCUGUAUUUCUUCGAAUCCAUGUAAAAAUAGCGGCACAUGUAUCGAUGUAAACAACAAUACUCUCGGCUUUGUCUGUUUCUGUUCAACAGGUUACAAUGGAACUUAUUGUGAAAUUGAUCAGAAACCUUGUAAACCACAUACCUGCCUUAAUCACGGUAAAUGUAAUGAAGCUUCAACAACAACAUUUAAUUGUACAUGUGCCGACGGUUGGCAAGGUAUUCAUUGUGAAUCAUUGGUUAACUACUGCGAUUUAAAAAAUAUUACAUGUCAUAGUAACGGUAUUUGUCGACCACUAUUUCUCAAUUACACAUGUGAAUGUCUCGGUAAUAAUUAUUAUUCUGGUCGUCAUUGUGAAAUAACAUCCAGAAAAAUCACGAUUUUUACCUUCGUUUCCAAAACUUUUUCUUAUAUUGCUAUCAUUGCUCUGAUUGUUGUUGCUAUGUUUAUUAUUAUCAUGGACAUCUUAAAGUAUUGUUUUGGAAUUGAUCCAGUUGCUGCAGAACGACGAAAACUUCGUCGAGAGAAGUUGUUGGCAAAGCGAAAACGAGUUAUUAUUCAACGGUUUACUUAUGUUAAUGCGCCCUCGAAGCAAUUAGCAACAACUAUACCGAGCAUUACUGUAGAACACACCUCCGUUUGGUGA